Molecule: messenger RNA, 144 nt
Organism: Paramecium octaurelia
Lineage: Eukaryota; Ciliophora; Oligohymenophorea; Peniculida; Parameciidae
Source: the annotation of a GenBank genome assembly
AUGCAUAAAGAAUGGAGAUAAAAAUAUAGAAUUAUAAAAUAACUUUAAUUUGUGAGGAAUAGAAAUGAAUUGAUAAAUAGAAAUGAGGAUAAUACAGAGUAAGACCUUGUUAUUAAUUUGUAUAAGCCAGCUCUUCGAAUUUGA